CAGUGUACACUUGUAUGAACUGGAUCUGCCUCAACCACACUGGACGCAUAAUCUCAAACUGUGAAUCAGAACAGACUGGCAAAGUCCAAAUGCCCAGAUGCAGGACAGCGUUGUUUACACAUUUUUAAAAGUCAGUUCUACAGGUUCAGGUUCUUGAACUUUGGAAAAGUCCCAUAUUAAUGAUUUACAGACCAAAAAAUAGAGCUUAAAAAGAGGAAGAUGUAAGAAAAGACUUAUCCUGUGGGAUCUGCAAAAUGUCUGGAAAGCCAGUUUGUGUGAGUGAUUUUGAACAAUGUGCCGAGAGAGUUCUUCCGAAAGCCGUGUAUGACUAUUACCGAUCAGGAGCAGACAAUCAGCAAACAUUAGCAGAUAAUGUAGCUGCAUUUUCCAGAUGGAGGCUGUACCCACGGAUGCUCAGGGAUGUGUCUGUAGUGGACCUGUCAACCUCUAUUUUUGGGCAGAAAAUCAGUAUGCCAAUAUGUGUCGGAGCAACCGCCAUGCAGCGCAUGGCUCACGUGGAUGGAGAAACCGCUACCGCCAGAGCAUGCAGGUCAGUGGGGACAGGGAUGAUGCUCAGCUCCUGGGCCACCUCCACCAUUGAAGAAGUUGCCCAGGCGGCUCCCGAUGGCCUUCACUGGCUGCAGCUUUACAUCUACAAGGACCGGGAGGUUACCAGGUCUCUCGUGCAGCGUGCUGAGAGAGCAGGCUACAAAGGAAUCUUCGUGACGGUGGACACGCCGUUCCUUGGCAAGCGCUUUGACGACGUACGCAACAGAUUCCAGCUUCCUCCACACCUCAGAAUGAAAAAUUUUGACACCAACGAUUUGGCCUUUUCCUCUGAGAAGGGCUACGGCGAAAAUAGUGGCCUGGCUGUUUAUGUAGCCCAAGCGAUUGAUCCGUCCAUCAAGUGGGAGGACAUUCAAUGGCUCAGACGACUGACAUCCCUGCCGAUCGUCGCUAAAGGAAUUCUCCGAGGUUUGUACAGAAUGAAAAAUUUUGACACCAACGAUUUGGCCUUUUCCUCUGAGAAGGGCUACGGCGAAAAUAGUGGCCUGGCUGUUUAUGUAGCCCAAGCGAUUGAUCCGUCCAUCAAGUGGGAGGACAUUCAAUGGCUCAGACGACUGACAUCCCUGCCGAUCGUCGCUAAAGGAAUUCUCCGAGGUUUGUACAGAAUGAAAAAUUUUGACACCAACGAUUUGGCCUUUUCCUCUGAGAAGGGCUACGGCGAAAAUAGUGGCCUGGCUGUUUAUGUAGCCCAAGCGAUUGAUCCGUCCAUCAAGUGGGAGGACAUUCAAUGGCUCAGACGACUGACAUCCCUGCCGAUCGUCGCUAAAGGAAUUCUCCGAGGUUUGUACAGGGAGAGAAGAGCAUGUUUUGCAAUUGACGUCUUGCCGGAAAUCGUCGAGGCUGUGGAAGGGAAGGUGGAGGUGUUCUUGGAUGGUGGAGUGAGAAAAGGCACAGAUGUUCUCAAGGCAUUGGCUCUUGGUGCUAGGGCAGUGUUUAUUGGAAGACCUAUCAUCUGGGGGUUGGUUUAUCAGGGUGAAGAAGGGGCAAAAGAAGUUCUCCAGAUGCUGAAGGAAGAAUUCCAGCUGGCAAUGGCACUUUCUGGAUGCCGGAGCGUGAAAGAGAUCGACAGGACAUUGGUACAAACAACGUCUGCUGUUGCCAAGAUUUAGCACAGGAAAGGUGUGGCUCUAGAUAAAGCUGCUGCGUUCAUUGUGUCCAGAUUGUUCUCUUUGGACCUUAUCAUAAAACUCUUACUUAGGA
Pelodiscus sinensis (Chinese soft-shelled turtle) is the source of this 1767-nucleotide messenger RNA. The record is from RefSeq and is a predicted model, not a curated record. Lineage: Eukaryota; Metazoa; Chordata; Testudines; Trionychidae.